Messenger RNA from Cyanistes caeruleus (blue tit), 1307 nucleotides. NCBI's taxonomy places the organism in Eukaryota, Metazoa, Chordata, Aves, Passeriformes, Paridae. The record is from RefSeq and is a predicted model, not a curated record.
CAGCUGGAGCAGCUGGAGGGUGGCUGAGAGCCCUGGGGUGGGAGCCGUGCCCUGCCCACGCUGGGGACCCGGCACUGUCCCAGGGCAGCCGUCAGGAUCCAGGCUUGGAGAUGCCCGGCCUGGAGCAAAACUCGCUGUCAGUGUCCCUGCCUCCGUCCUUGAGGAAGGGGUGGGACUGGCUCUGGGGGCACCUGGUGACCCUGAGUGGUGUCCAGUGCCUGUCCAGCCGUGUCAUGGGAGGUGGCACGUGGCUAGUGCUAAGCCAGGCGCUGAGCCGAGCUCUCCCCCGUGCCCAGGGAAGACGGUGGUGCACCAGCUCUCAGUGUCUCUGGAGGACCUGUACAAUGGCUCCACACGGAAGCUGUCCCUGCAGAAGAACAUCAUCUGCCGCAAGUGUGGAGGCUGCGGGGUGCGGGAGGGUGCCCAGAGAAGGUGCCCCAAGUGCCACGGCUCAGGCAUGGAGGUUCGCAUCCACCAGCUGGGGCCCAGCAUGAUCCAGCAGAUCCAGACGGUGUGCUCCCAGUGCCAGGGCCAGGGCGAGUGGAUCCGGCCCCGGGACUGCUGCCUCACCUGCAACGGCCGCAAGGUUGUGCGGGAGAAGAAGAUCCUCAGCGUGCACCUGGAUAAAGGCAUGAAGGAUGGGCAGAAAAUCACUUUCCAUGAGGAAGGGGACCAGGUGCCUGGCCUGGAGCCUGGGGACAUCAUCAUUGUCCUGGAUCAGAAGGAGCAUCCUGUUUUCCGGCGCAGCGGCGAUGACCUCAUUGUCAGGAGGGAGAUCAGCCUGGCAGACGCCCUGUGCGGGUGCCGGCAGGUGAUCCGCACCCUGGACAACCGCACCCUGCUCGUGUCCUCCCCACCAGGUGAUGUGAUCCGGCCCGGGGACCUGAAGUGUAUCCCCAACGAGGGGAUGCCUGUCUACAGGAGCCCCUUUCAGAAAGGAAAGCUCAUCCUGCAGUUUGAGGUGAAGUUCCCCGAGCCGGGCUGGCUCCCCACUGACCGCCUGCGCCAGCUCCAGGCCUUCUUCCCCCCUCAGGAGGAGGUGAUGGCCACGGAGGACACGGAGGAGGUGGAGCUCAGCGAUUACACGGCGCACGGCGGGCCGGGCCGGCGGCCCUAUGCUGGAGAAGCCUAUCACGAGGAUGACUUCGAGGACGGGAUGCGCCAGCACGUCCAGUGCCAGACCUCAUAGCGGGGGGGGCCGGAGCCCCCCGGGCACAGGCGGGGCAGGGCCAGGGCCGCGCGGUGGGGAGGGGGCUGGCGGAGCCGCCACGUUCAGGGAUGUACAUAGGUCGCCUUUCCAACAGCAC